Lathyrus sativus (Indian pea) is the source of this 471-nucleotide messenger RNA. The record is from the annotation of a GenBank genome assembly. NCBI's taxonomy places the organism in Eukaryota, Viridiplantae, Streptophyta, Magnoliopsida, Fabales, Fabaceae.
AUGGAGGUCCUAAGAGUACAAACAAUAGCUCAUCAAUCCAAAGACUCAUCAAUCCCCUCCAUGUUCGUCCGAGCAGAAAACGAACAACCGGGAAUAACAACCGUCCCCGGUGUCAAACUCGAGGUGCCGAUAAUCGAUUUCAGCAAUCCAGAUGGAGAAAUAUUACAAAGCAAGAUAAUGGAAGCGAGUAAAGAGUGGGGAAUGUUUCAAAUUGUGAACCAUGAGAUUCCAAAUGAUGUUAUAAAAAAACUACAAAGUGUUGGUAAAGAGUUCUUUGAGUUACCACAAGAAGAAAAAGAGGUUAUUGCUAAACCUGUUGGGUCGAAUUCAAUUAAAGGGUAUGGUACCAAUCUUCAGAAAGAUGUAAAUGGGAAGAAAGGUUGGGUGGAUCAUUUGUUUCAUAUUAUUUGGCCACCUUCUUCUGUUAAUUAUCGUGUUUGGCCUAACAAACCUGCUUCUUACAGAUACUAA